GUGGAGAUUCCAGAUUUGACAUUCCACAUUACUGCCACCUCUUGGGCACCUGAUCCUCCUCUGAACUUCUCUACUACAGCUGUUCUCUUGGCAGCAUGGAUGGGGAGGAAGAUGAGUUGUCUCUGCUGACAGCACUGCUGGAGGAGAAUGAGUCAGCCUUGGCUUGUGAUUUAGAAGAGAGUAACCCCUUGCUCCAGGAAGACGGCAAACCUGACGUAUUUGAUGAGCUCUUUGAUGCUGAUGGUGACGGUGAAUCAUACACGGAAGAGGCUGAUGAUGGAGAAGUGGGAAAGACUGAAGACCAAAAGGAAAAUAUGGCCACUCUCUUUGGAGACAUGGGAGAUUUAACAGAUGAAGAAGUUCCUACUUUGCAGUCAACUGAAGAUAGAGUCCUCUCUACCCCGGCUCCCAGUCAAGGGAAAACUAAUCAAGAGUUGCAAGAUGAAUUAAGGAAGUUGCAAGAGCAAAUGAAGUCCUUACAAGAACAGCUAAAAGUAGCGACAAUUAAACAGCCUCCAAGUCCAGCCCUUCAUAAAUCCCCUGUAGGUAAGUCUCCCCGUGCCCUUCUCAAGGAGAAGAAAGUUCAGAGAAUUCAGGAGUCACCAUGCUUUUCUGCAGAGCUUGAUGUCCCUACUCUACCAAAACGCAAGCGGGUCGCUCGGACGCCAAAGGUUUCACCUGCAGAGCCCAAAAUCUCAUCUGCAUGGACAAGUACAUCCUCCCAACCACUCCGAACUACUCCUGGGAAUACACCUGGUAGAACGAGUAGAAACCAGAGUUCAGGGACCCCCGGGAGUUCUGGGGAGAUGGCUCAGAUGGUGGUCUCUGUGGAAACCUUCUCUGGCCUGAGGCUCAGGCGGCCUCGGGUGUCCUCCACAGAAAUGAACAAGAAAAUGACUGGCCGAAAACUGAUCAGAUUGUCUCAGCUCAAGGAAAAGAUGGCAAGUGAGAAGCUGGAAGAUACAGACUGGGUGACUUUUGCAGUAAUAGUGAAGAAAAUCACCCCCCAGAGUUGUAACAGUGGGAAAACAUUUAGUAUUUGGAGACUGAAUGAUCUUCGUGACCUGACACAGUAUGUGUCAUUGUUCUUGUUUGGAGAAGUGCACAAAGAACUCUGGAAGACUGAGCAGGGUACUGUCAUAGGGCUGCUCAAUGCUAACCCCAUGAAGCCUAAGGAUGGUUCAGAGGAGGUGUGCUUAUCUAUUGAUCAUCCUCAGAAGGUCCUGAUUAUGGGUGAAGCUCUUGACCUGGGGACCUGUAAAGCAAAGAAGAAGAAUGGAGAGCCGUGUACACAAAUCAUUAAUUUGAAUGACUGUGAGUACUGCCAGUAUCACAUCCAGGCUCAGUACAAGAAGCUUAGUGCCAAGCGAUCCGACUUGCAGUCCACCUUUUCUGGAGGACGAAUUCCUAAGACGUUUGCCCGAAAAGGCACCAGUCUGAGAGAACGGCUCUGUCAGGAUGGUUUUUACUAUGGAGGUGUUUCUUCUGCAUCAUAUGCAGCCUCAAUUGCAGCUGCUAUUGCUCCUAAAAAGAAGAUUCAGACCACUUUGACUAAUCUGGUUGUUAAGGGCACAGACUUGAUCAUUCGGGAAACUCAACAAAAACUCGGAAUACCCCAGAAGAGCUUGUCUUGCUCUGAGGAAUUCAGGGAACUGAUGGACUUGCCUACAUUUGGAGCCAGGAACUUGAAACAUUUAGCCAAAGCCAAGUCUUCAGGCAUCCUGGGGAGCCCAAAGCCCACUUUCCAGUCAAUCUCAGCUUCAGCCCUCUUGAAGCAACAGAAGCAGCAGGUAUUGGAGAUGAGGAAAAAGAAGUCAGAAGAAAUGCAGAAACGAUUUCUCCGAUGCUCAAGUGAGACCCAGAGCCUCUCAAAUGCAUCCUCUUCUCAAAGGCCCCCUACCCGGUCUCUGCAAGUAGGGGCCAAGUUCCCCAGGCUGCAGGGGGCUCCAGCCACACAGAUGCCCAAGCUUGGGCGAGGCAUCUCAGAAGGAGGUGAUGUUCUCUUUUUUGAUGAGUCACCUCCACCGAGACCAAAACUGAAUGCUUUAGCAGAAGCCAAAAAGUUAGCUGCUAUAACCAAAUUAAGGGCAAAAGGCCAGAUUCUUACAAAAACAGACCCAAACAGCAUGAAAAAGAAGCAGAAGGAUGCCGAGGGUUUCCUGGAAGUGAAGGAACGUGUAGAAAAGAACAACGCAUUUUCUCCUGGAGCUGAGGAUGACUUGGAGCCUGCCAGGAAAAAAAGGAGAGAACGACUUGCCUACCUGGAAUCUGAAGAAUUUCAGAAGAUUCUAAAAGCAAAAUCGAAGCACACAGGGAUCCUAAAAGAGGCUGAGGCUGAGCUGCAGGAACACUAUUUUGAGCCUCUGGUAGAAAAAGAACAAAUGGAAGAAAAGAUGAGAAACAUCCGAGAAGUGAAAUGUCGAGUAGUGACAUGCAAGACCUGCGCCUACACCCACUUCAAGCCUUUGGAGACCUGUGUUGGCGAGCAGCACAACUACCACUGGCAUGACGGUAUUAAGAGGUUUUUCAAGUGUCCCUGUGGAAACAGAAGCAUCUCCCUUGACAGGCUCCCCAGAAAGCACUGCAGUAAUUGUGGCCUCUUCAAAUGGGAACGGGAUGGAAUGCUAAAGGAAAAGACAGGUCCAAAAUUAGGAGGAGAAACCCUGUUACCGAGAGGAGAGGAACAUGCCAAAUUUCUGAAUAGCCUUAAAUAGCCCUGACUUCAAACAGGCACCCACAACCUCAUUGCUUCCUGUGGCUCUGGAAAAGCAAAGAUAUAGGCUUGAAUUGCUCGAGUUCCUAAUGGACACAAUCAAAACAAAUACUUGUGAAACCUACAAGCUUUCCCUACUUACUUUGAUCUAUUAUGUUCAUUUGAUACCGAAUUUAACAUUGAUCUUUAAGUGGAAAAUCAAGAUACCAUUGUCUUUUCUUAUUACUGGUGGCUGCCCCCAAACUGGAAGGUAAAUCAAGAGCUGUGUUUCUGUAUUGCUGGGUUAUAGAGUAUGCAGGGUUGCUUCUUUAAUAAGGUUCUAGUACUUACAUGUAUGGACAUCCAGAGGCAGAAGAAUUAAUUUAGCUCACCCCAGGUAAGUUACGAAGCUUCUGGGCUUCAGUUUUCUUAUCUGGAAAAUGAGGAAAGUUGGACUAAAUGAUCUUGAAAUGUAUUAUUUAGUACUCAAAUUCUAUAAAUGUAACUUCUGUCCACCUAGAUAAUUAGGAUCAUUGCCCUUAAUAUAGUCUUGAUAUUAAGUCAGGUUCCUUCUUUUGGUUCUUUUAUCUCCAUUUGUUCUUUGAAAUUAAGUCACUGAACCACUUGGCAUUUUGGUUCAUAUCUAUAUGCUGAUUUCUGUGUUCCCUUACAAUACUGUGGAGCUCUGUAAUGUGAACACCUAGUCUCAAGAUUUUAAAAUAUGGCUUAAAGAAACUAUGAAACCUCUAACCAAAAUGAACGCAACAUUUGAGAAGCUAUGAAGCAUGACUGGAAAACAGACCUUCUGUAAAGAUAGAAUCCCAUGGAAUUUGGGAUUUACAGAUGUACAUUAUUAUACACCUUGAGAAUUGCAGGUCCAACCCCAAGCAAAUUACCACCAAAACAUUCCAUUUGAGAGCCUCCUAUGUCAGGGCAAUGUGACUCUCCAAAUAGCAUUUGUUUUAAGUGAAUGCUGAUAACUACCUAAAGACUGGGUAAAUCGGUAGGAUUAUUAUAUUGGGAUUUAAAUUCUAACUAGAAAUAGAUUAGGUUUCCCCUAAGAUAGUAUUAUGGUAGCAAUAUAACACUUAUGAGAAGUGGUUAUGGAAGGUGUUUGAUUUAGGUUUCCAAGAGCAAGAAAUAAAAUUCACAUGCUCUAGUUUUCAUCCACCUCUGCUCUGGGGGAAGGUGCUGUAUCUGACCCUUGUGUCUUUCCUAAGGUCAUAUCCUAAUAACUUUAUUUUUAAGAGUAUUUCACUUUCUAGUAGAUUUUGUUUUGUUUUUAUUUUUACCUUAUGAAGAAAGAAAUCAAAUGUUUAAUUCUUAGUAGGAACUUUAAUAUUUUUAAUGGCUCAUUUAGAGUAGGUGUAUUUGUCUGAUAAACUUAAAACAAGAGUGUUUGAAGUAGGUCAUGACUGAGCAGCUGCCAAGGCCUUGAACUCCAGGUUGCGUUUGAACGUUCCCAUUCCUAUAUAAGAAACACAUUCUUGUUUGAAUCACAGGCAUCAUCAGAGUCCAUACCCAUGUGUAUAGAAUUAGUGUACUACUCUUGUAAAGGUUGAUGGUGGGCUAAAUUUUGAUGCCUUCCUCUUUUAAAAUUUGGUUAAAAAUUUUUUUAAGUAAUGUAAAAACAUAACUGAGUUACUUUUUGGUUACUCUAAAUUUUGGGGGGCUUAACAUUUGAGGUGCUUUGUAUGUAUGCUUUCUUUCUUAGAAUAUUCAAGGAUGAGAAGGGAUAGGUGGGCCAGAAGGGGGACUUAAUUGUUUGCAUUAGAAAUAUGAUUUAUUUAUCAGCGAGAUCAGUCUUUUGAUCCUAUCUUCUUUAUUAAUGUGUAUUAAAUGCUUUCAUAUAACUCCAUAAUGUGUAUUUAAUUUUUUCUUAUGCUGGCAUUGGCAGUAUAAGGCUUAUUAUAAUCACAGGCCAGCAGAACAGGUUAUGCAUACAAUUCACAGUGAUCUAAAUUAGCAAAGGCUGGCUGGCUCUGUCCUUUGUGGGGAACCUAGUUGAUCUGAACUGAUCUUCAUAAUAGAUUUUUUUUCUGUGGUUUUUUCUAUUUAGAGGUGAAAAGUGGCGUUUUAAAGAAAAUCACCUUUCUCUUGAGUUUUGUUAAAAUAUAUUUUCCCUUUCCAAAGAAGACAAGGAAAGCUGAAGUAAUUAAGAUAACAAUAAUCCAGAAUAGCAAAUAAGAAACUUCUGAAUGGUUGAUAUGGAAUCUUCUCCAAAAGUAACUUAAAAUGUUACAAGUUGACAUAUAGCAAAGAUGACAGGAAGAGAUUGCAUGAAUUGGGUUUUUGUGUAAAAGUUGGUGAUGAUAGAAGUAAAGCUUGAUGUUUAUAACAGAUUAAAUACAUCUGAUAACAUUAAUUUUUAAAAAUCAGGAGAGUGCAUUUGUGGAGUAUAACAAUGAAGCAAAACUGAAGGAACAAAACAGCAGCAGACUCACAAACUCCAAGAAGGGACUACUGGUGA
Molecule: messenger RNA, 5162 nt
Organism: Manis pentadactyla (Chinese pangolin)
Lineage: Eukaryota; Metazoa; Chordata; Mammalia; Pholidota; Manidae
Gene: MCM10
Product: minichromosome maintenance 10 replication initiation factor
Exons: 19
Coding region: 96-2714 (872 amino acids)
Biological process (GO): DNA replication; DNA replication initiation
Cellular component (GO): replication fork protection complex; nucleus
Molecular function (GO): DNA replication origin binding; single-stranded DNA binding
Source: RefSeq, a predicted model, not a curated record